AGGAAGCCGGAACCGGAAGUGGGAGCGGAGGCAGCGGGCUGGGCAGCCGCUGUGCUGUGGGUGGGAGGCUGUCUGGAGGCGGGGAGCGUCGUGGUGGCUCCUGAAGCGGCGGCGAUGAGGCGGGAUGUGCGCAUCCUCCUGCUGGGGGAGGCCCAGGUGGGGAAGACCUCCUUGAUCAUGGCCCUGGUGGGCGAGGAGUUCCCUGAAGAGGUGCCAUCUCGUGCAGAAGAGAUCACAAUCCCGGCAGAUGUCACACCUGAGAAAGUCCCCACCCACAUCGUGGACUACUCAGAAUCGGAGCAGACAGACGAGGAACUCCAAGAGGAGAUUGCCAAGGCAAACGUCAUCUGCAUGGUGUACGAUGUCACAGAAGAACCCACUAUUGAGAAGAUUCGGACGAAAUGGAUCCCAAUGGUGAACAGUGGAGCUGAAAAAUGUUCCAGGAUCCCCAUCAUCCUUGUGGGAAACAAGUCCGACCUGCAGACCGGAAGCUCCAUGGAAACCAUCUUGCCCAUCAUGAACCAGUUCUCCGAGAUCGAGACCUGUGUGGAGUGUUCCGCAAAGAACCUGAAGAACAUCUCCGAGCUGUUCUACUAUGCCCAGAAGGCUGUUCUGCACCCAACGGCCCCUCUCUAUGACCCAGAGGAGAAACAGCUGAGGCCAGCAUGUACGCAGGCACUCACUCGGAUUUUCAAUAUGUCUGACCAGGAUAACAACCAGAUUCUAAGUGAUGAGGAGCUCAACUAUUUCCAGAAGUCCUGCUUCGGAAAUCCUUUGGCACCUCAAGCUCUAGAAGAUGUGAAAAUGGUGGUCUGGAAGAACACAACCGAUGGAGUCCAGGACAACGGCCUGACACUGAAUGGCUUCCUUUUCCUCAAUACGCUCUUCAUCCAGAGGGGGCGCCAUGAGACCACAUGGACCAUCUUGCGUCGCUUUGGCUAUGACGAUGCGCUGGAGCUGACGGACGACUAUCUCCGCCCAUUAAUCCGGGUGCCCCAUGACUGCUCCACGGAGCUCAAUCACUUUGGUUACCAGUUCCUGCAGAGGAUGUUUGAGAAACACGACAAGGAUCGUGACAGAGCCCUCUCCCCUGCCGAGCUGGAGAGCUUCUUCAGCGUGUUCCCUUACGUGGCCUGGGGACCCGAGCUCCACGACACGGUAUGCACCACUGAUAAAGGCCUGCUUUCCCUGCAUGGAUUCCUCUGCCAGUGGACGCUGGUUGCCUACCUGGAUGUCCACCGCUGCCUGGAGCACCUAGGUUACCUGGGCUACCCCAUCUUCUCUGAGCAGGACUCUCAGAUCCACGCCCUCACAGUUACCCGGGAAAAAAGGAUUGACCUGGAGAAGGGCCAGACCCAUCGGAAUGUUUUCCUGUGCAAAGUGAUUGGAUCUCGGGGUGCUGGCAAAUCUGCAUUCCUGCAAGCCUUUCUUGGGAAGAACCUGGCUGCCCAGAGGGAAUCCAAAGGGAAGGAGACCUUCUAUUCAAUUAACACAGUGCAAGUCAAUGGGCAGGAAAAGUAUUUAAUACUGUACGAGAUGGAUGUGGACAUGGAGUUUGUGAAGGCGUCUGAUGCAUCAUGCGAUGUUGCCUGCUUAUUGUACGAUGUGACGGACCACAAGUCUUUCAACUAUUGCGCUAGUGUUUACAAGAAGCAGUACAUGGACGGGCAAAUCCCUUGCCUCUUUGUGGCCUCCAAGGCCGACCUGCCAGAGACGUCGCCACAGCAUGGCCUCUCGCCAGCCGAUUUCUGCUACAAACACCGCCUGCCGCCACCGUUUUACUUCACCUGCAGCGGGCAGGGCCCGCCCAGCCCCUCCGUCUACGCCAAACUGGCCACGGCGGCUACCUUUCCGCGCUUGAACGACAUUGACCUGGGCGCCGCCUCCUUCUGGAUCCGGGUGGCUCUGGGAGCCACGGUUGCUGCUGUCGUGGGAGUCGCCCUCUACAAGGCAAUGGCGAAGAAUAAGUAGAAGGGCAGGGAAACUGGAGCCCACCCGUCUCCUUUGUUUUUCUUCCUCCGCCACCGUUUCUGCACCCAACUGCAGACAGGCCAGCUUCAUUUGCACGGCCAGGAAGAAACGGGGCAAGGCGCGGAACAUAGCGCGUCCCCCCGUCCCCAGAAGACUGUAUUUCCCCCCCUCAACCUUCUUGACUCUCACUGCGGGGCGAGGUGGCGUUUGAGGAAGACAACGUUACACCAGCAAAAGCAAGGAACGGAAUUAUCAGCUGGCAUGGGCAAGACCUGCUUUCUCGUUCCAUCCAUUUCCCCGCCCCCCCCAAAAAAUGUAUUUCCCACACUCAGGGAGUGCCAAGCCCAGCUUCAGGUAGUCCCCUCUGCUGCUAGACAUAGCUCAAGACUCCCCCUAACUUCAGAACCGCAUCCGGGUAUCUUGCGACAAAAUGGCUUUUAAAAAUGGCUUCUUCCGACGGGGAACCCAGAGGCAGGGCCUCCGGAACACUGGCCGGGCUGUUGGCUUCCUGGGCCACCCUUCAGCAUCUUGUUCUGCAGCUGUGGGGUGAUUUUUUAAUGUAUGCCGUUUCCAUCCUGGGAGAGCCCCAAAGGCUUCUGGGAUGUUUUUUUCUCUUUGGGAGCACUGUUUGUAGCCAGGAGCUUUGCACAGGGCCUCCACUGGGACAGAACUGACAAAAAAAGAAGAAAACCCACAAAGGCUUCCCGUGGUAGCUUGACGGAUAGCCUUCUAAGUCGCAUCUCCGCCGUGCUGCCCUCAGGCACGGCGGGUCUUCCGGCACUGACGUUAUCCUGUUAAGUCCUUGGGCCGUGCACCCUUUCAAGUGAUUAUACUGGACUCGUGUUGCCAUGGCAACUUGGAACCCCCUCUCCUCAUUCAUGGCCCCAGUUGUCCAGAGUAGCCCGAGGUCAUCCCUCUGGGCCGGGGGGGGGGGAGUGUGAGGAAGAGACUCCAACAGACCCUUCUGAGGGGCCUAAAAGUGGUGUAGGGAGCGCCACUGCCCAUUUCCUGUGUCUGGUUGCCUCUUCUCUCUCUCAGCACACCCAACUUGCUGCUCUCGGGCCCUAUCAGGUGAGGAAGAGACAACUUUUGUGGUGUUGGAGGGGGAAGAAUAUUGGUGGCAUAUUGGCCAGAGUGUUUGGGGGUCAGUAGUAGUGUUCCCCCUUCCCCAUUUAUUCUCCUGGCCCUGCUUCUGUGUUCUCUUCAGCAGCCUGACCCAAACACCCCCCUUUAAUGUGGCUGUGGGGGAUCUCCGAGCCUCCCGAUGUUGCUGAACUACAACUUGCGUCAUCCCCAGCCAUUGGCCAUGCUUGCAGGGCUGUUGGGAAUUGUUCAGCAGCAACUUGGAGGGCCCUCGCUAGGAUUUCACCGGUCAGGCUCUUCCCACCACCCCUUAUCACCACAUCAGGCAGAGGGUCGCCGGCACCUCUUUUUGCACACCAGGUUCCCGUUUGGACGGUGGCAGGCCAGGAAGAAGGAAGGGAGGUGUCCCCAGUAAGAUUUGUGUGGCUGCUCUUGUCAGGGCAGGACACCCCCCACACACACACACACACACUCUUGAGGCCUGUUUCUGUCGGCUUUUUAACCAGCCCUGAGCUUUAAAGUAGUUUGGUAAAUACGUGCAUGGUAAAAAGCAUGCGUUUCUGUGCUGCUUACCAGGCAGCUUGCAUACAAAUGAGAAAGGGACCUUUUAACCACGGAUGUGAUGAUGAGCUCUUCCCCCACACUUCAUGUGACGGGUGAGGGGUGGUUUUUCUCUCUGGUUCCUCCCCCCGUGCAUCCUUCACAUGGGGGUUUCCAUCUCGCCGCACCUCCCUGCCCUGCUUUAGGAUGCAAACGCUUCCCUCUCUCUGCACUUGAGCCGUGGGGAGCCGUUAUCGUCGGGCAUGGGGGACCUUUGGCCCUUGUUGUGGCUUUGCUGAACUACGCCUCCCAUCAGCCCCAGCCAGCAUGGCCAAUAAUCGAGGCUGAUGGGAGUUGUCGUCCAACAGCAACUGGAAGGCUAAAUUUCCCCCACCCCCCUGGUUAAUGUGAACGAAGUCAUGGAGGCGACUGUUGCCAUAAUUCUGAUUCGUCCCCAGCAAUUACAGGAACGGCCCCAGCUCAAGCCACUUGCAGUCUGUCCGUCCCCGCCAUGGGCUCGCUGUCAAAAACAGGCACUUGUACAUAGGGUGGGCUAUAUGAGGUGCCCUUUUUUUACCAGUGCCAAGGAAAUAAAAGUUAACAGUAUUGGGGCAUCCAGGUGCGUCACUACCUGGAGUUUUUCUGCCUGACUUUUUUUUAAGAGUGUGGGCUGCCACAAGAGAGCGCGCCUGCUUACAGGAGGGACUCUAGCUGAGGAGGACCAACCAGCAUUAGCCGCUUUUGCUCAGGAUCUUUUAAAACAUUUGCUUUUGAAGCAUUCCCUUUUUUUAUAAGGCCUCCCGUGCCAACUACCAGCCUAAAGCAGACUUCCAUGUGUGUGUGUGGGGGGGAAGGCUACGCUACUCCCUGAUCCAACCCUUACUUUGAUUUAUCUCUGAGUGGCUGCCAGGAUCCCCAUCCCAGCCCUCCCCCUCCUGCAGCCGCAUGCAGAAGCCUUGAUAGCCAGACGCCGAAACUAACAGGGUGAAGCAUGGGGCAAUGGAAAAGUGGGGGGGGGAGAGAGAAAGACAGAGAGGCUUAGGUGUGGGGGGAGCAGGACUACAAACCAGUCGUGCCUCUUUCGAGAUGGCUUCCAGCCACCUUUCACUAGAGCAGGAGGAUGUUUAGCUAUCAGCAGAGGUAUUAAUCGUCUGCCCAGAAGGGUGCCGUUGGUUCCCUUGGUAGCCAAUGCGAGUCUCCGCUUUUAAAGCACUUCCCAGUUAUUGAAAAUCACCGAACGUGGGAUCCUGUAACUGCAGGGAGAGUCCACACUGCACGCCGGUUCCCUUAAGAGACACGGUGCCUCUGCAGCCCCCCCUAAUGAGGGUUUGCAUCGAACACAGCGGUUGGCCUGCCUUGCUUCACCGGUAUAUACCAGGCAGCUGUCACUGCCACAGCUGAUCAGUCCGGAGCUGUGAUAUUUUUUUUGGGGGGGGGGGAUAUUUACUUAGCACAGCCCUCACUGCUCUGAUGCCCUCCCACAUAUUUUGGACUACAAUCCCAGCCUGCACAGGACUAAAGGGAGGGAUAGGGCAAACAUCUGGAGAGCGCCAGGGUGGUGAAGGCUGACCUAGCCAUUCUAGUAGGCUGGGUGGCCCAGCUUCAUAGCCGGAGCUCUUUAGCAGUUCAGGUGUGUUACAAAGGGGCCGUUGAGUUCUCCUGGACUCUGUCCCCCCCUCACAUGCCCGAUGUUGCUGCAGUGUGUCUUUGCCAAUUCCUGCUCUGCAUCACUGAGUAGUGGAACUGCACAUCACAUCAGAAUGAUGUCAUGACACUGGCUGAACUAAACUAGACUUGCACAGUGGAAGAAGAGGGGACCUUUGGCAUGGGCCUGCUCAUUUUCACUGACAGACCCAAAGUCUCUGCUAUGUGUAGGUCUGCCCCUAGACCCCCUUAGUUAAACUGGAAAAAAAACUGUCUUUUUUGCCGGGCUUCUGCUCCGGUUAGCUUUUCAUUGCAGCAGGCUUGUCUGCCUGCCAUUCCUUCGGAUGCUUGCCUCUGUUGUGCUAGCUCACCUUGGUAGACCCCGGCCCGCUCUCGAGGUCAACUCUGCCUUCCCCAAAGAGCAACCUGUCCCUGUGCUUCUUGUACAUUCCCUAAGGCCCCUACUUCCAAACUGCAGCUGGGGAGGAAUAUCAGCCAUUGAGGUUUGCAUCCCAGCACUGGGUGCGUGCUCAGGGCAGGGGUGGUUCUACAGCAUGCUCCUGGGCUGGGCCAAGUCUGUCCCCACUAGGUUUGACAAAAUCCUAGAGCCCUCCAUGGUGUGCAAUGAAUCUCCUUGCAUCAGAAUGAGUUGCGUGCGAUCACGUGCUCGGGGGGGGGGGCGGUCUGCAGGCAAACUGGGAAAGCCUGUAUUGCUUUUCAACUAAGCAGGAGAUCCGCAGGGAUCCCCUGGAUCGACUUCCUCUAGGGCUGUUGAGGAGGCUUGUGGUGGUCCGAGCAGGUGGUGGCAGCUGGGACUCUCCUUGCUUUCACUGGGUGGCUCACAUGGUGCACCCUUUUGAUUCUGGCUCAUCAGCAAAGCCGUCCGCGGAUGUGGCGGAGCUUGCCAAUUUUUGCUGCUGUUCCUGGCCUUGCUCCUGGGCCGUUUUAAGGUUAUGUUGCUGUGCAGAAAUUUAGCAGGCGAUGGGCUCUUUUUCAGGCAUGGAAGUAGUCAAAGGAGAAGCUUUGCCUAGUAAAUCCCUGUGUUGGGCUGUGGUUAAAAAGCACAGGAGCACAACCAGGUUGGGGGGGAGAUGCCUCCCCUCUUUAAACCAAAAUCUGGGGGACACCGAUGGAGUCUUAACAGGCCAGUAGUCCACCGUACGGCAGAGCAGAGUCGCAUCUGCCGCCCCCCCAUUCUUUUUUAAAUUUACUGUCACCAGUGCGUCAUAGUUGAUGAAGACUCAGUGUUUUAGACCACGGGGGGGUGUCUGGCCCACAUCUCCCGGUUAUCCUGAGCCAUUGACAACACUGCCUGGGGCUGACGUCUAAAAGCAUCUGGAGGGCAACAAGUUCCCCGUCCCUUCUUUAGAAUGUGAAGCAGUGCGUAAGUGGGAAUGAAGGGUUGGGUUAGGAGUGCCAAAUAAAGAGGCCGUAGCUGACUUGCAGGCCAAGUGGUGUGAUUAUGUGGGCCAGGAUUGGGGGCCCCUGUUGUUGCUAACGGUAGUGUACAUCAGUUGUAGUGCAUGAAAGCUGUAUUCCCCCCCCCCCCGGAGACAUACGAUCAUGCAAUAGUAGAGUUGGAAGUGUGGUGUUGGACUACGACCUGGGAGACCAGGGUUCGAAUCCCCACAUAGCCAUGAAGCUGACUGGGUGACCUGUGGCCAGUCGCUGCCUCUCAGCCUCAUGAAAACCCUAUUCAUAGGGUCGCCAUAAGUCGGAAUCGACUUGAAGGCAGCACAUUUACAUUUUAGAGUUGGAAGGGCCCUAUAAGGCCAUCAAGCUCAAUUCACUGGGGAUGAGACCAAGCGUCCCCCUUCACUAUGCACCAGAAGGCAAGAUGGGAGCUAUGCCUGCAGGUUUCACAUUUUCCUCCCUCACUGCGUGUCUAGCGUGCGUUGUCUGGGUGAAGCGCUGGAGGCUGGUCUGUUUGGGCAAAUGGGGCAGUGCCCCACCGUCUUUAGCCUCCUCCCACCUGUCUGCUUUCUUAUUACAACCAAUCAGGGGAAGGCUUUGUCUGUCAUAUGUUCUGGCUUCACCUUCCCCCCCCCCCCGCCAGUCCACGGGCUGUGGAGCUGAGUCUCAGCAGCAAAGUUUGCUGCAGGAUAACAUGCUGAAAUGCUGCCAGCUUUCUCCACGGUAUCCUUUGAGCCUGAAACUCGUACGGACAUGUGGCUUUUAUGAACUGAGUAUUGUUGACCAAAAUAAAUCUUGCUGGUUGCAAGGAGAGGA
Messenger RNA from Rhineura floridana, 7467 nucleotides. RefSeq names its product ras homolog family member T2 (gene RHOT2). Gene Ontology annotation, cellular component: mitochondrial outer membrane. Lineage: Eukaryota; Metazoa; Chordata; Lepidosauria; Squamata; Rhineuridae. The coding region runs from base 115 to 1971 and encodes 618 amino acids. Gene Ontology annotation, biological process: mitochondrion organization; regulation of mitochondrion organization; mitochondrion transport along microtubule. Gene Ontology annotation, molecular function: calcium ion binding; GTPase activity; GTP binding. The record is from RefSeq and is a predicted model, not a curated record. The transcript is spliced from 19 exons.